GUGGAUUGGCCCGAUGCCUUGGUAGACAUGUUCGGCGUGGUGCAGCUGCUGCUCUUCGACCUGGACAACUUCGGCUUUAGCUGUGUGGUUGGUUCGAGCCCGGUAGUGCGGUACGUGAUCAGCGUUGGGUUCUUCCCCGCGCUGAUCGCUUACAUCGGGAUGUGCUUCGUCAUCUCCCGAGCUCAGCCCAAUCAACGACUGCGCUGGGAGGUACCAAAACUUCUUAGCACCCUAGGGCAGUUCAUGCAGGUUGGUUACAGCCCCAUGACUACAUUGGCGUUGGCACCUUUCAUGUGCUACCAGCAUCCUACAGGCUUGCGCAGCAUGCUUAAGUAUCCAAGCAUACUCUGCGGCUCAGAUGCCCAUGGCGCCAUGUUGAUAGCUGGGCUUUUGCUCUUGGUGUUUUUUGUGUUGGGAUUCCUGACGCUUUGCUGUUUCCUCGCGCAUAAGCUACCGGCAUGGAGCGUCGGGGGAAAGGCGCUCAGGGUGCGAGCCUGCAAGUUCUUGAUAUUUCGAUUCCGUUUGGACCGAUGGUGGUACGGGGUGCCUUUGCUGGCCAAGGGUCCUUUAAUGUCUCUGCCGGUUGUCCUCGCUACUGACUACCCGCCGGUGCAAACCACCUUUGUCCAGUUGUUCAUUGCAUUAUACCUGGUGCUACAAGUUGUCUCGUGGCCAUGGAAGACACCAGUCUUGAAUGCCAUAGACGCAUGGAUUGGAGUCUCACUGGUGAUGCUCAUCAACAACGCUUCGCUUUUGGUUCCGGAUCUGGGCACAAGCAUGCUGAUUUUUGUCGACAUGGCCAACAGUGGCUUGGAUGUGUGA
Molecule: messenger RNA, 822 nt
Organism: Symbiodinium pilosum
Lineage: Eukaryota; Dinophyceae; Suessiales; Symbiodiniaceae
Source: the annotation of a GenBank genome assembly